AGCUGUACACUAGCGGAAGCCAGAAAUGCUUGAUUCUAUUAAUAAGCUAUUUGUUAACACACCGAGUGAGAUAAGAGUGAUAACUAAACAGAUUAGAUAUAACAUCCAGUAAUGUUAUGAAUAGUCAAGCGCACAGAACAAUAUCGUUGUUUUGAGAACAGUUAUCGGCUCCAUUAACAUCUGUAAAAAUGAAUCUUGUCUACAGUGACUCGUCCAUGUUCGGCCUUGUCCCUGUCGCCACUUCUUUCUCAAGUUAACAGCUGGAAAGAUGAGAGCCGCUCGGCUCUGUGGUGCUGGGCUCUCCCGCAGUUCUUGACAUGACAUCUAUGCUGUUUCGAUGGCUUUGCCUCCUCGGCCUGAGCCUCGGUGUGUUGAUUGGAUAUGUGAUCACUCGGAGCAAUCUGCCAGCACCUGUGCCGAGCAGCGCACUCAGGGGUUACAUGAGGAUCACCACCGACAAGACGCAACAGUUUCUGGACAUGCACUGCAAUCAUUGCGCCUUGGUCUCCAGCUCAGGUCAAAUGCUUGGAGCUGGUGUCGGUGCAGAGAUCGACCUGAAUGGAUGUGUUAUUCGAAUGAACAACGCUCCCACACUGGGUUAUGAGAAGGACGUAGGGGGCCGCACCAGUGUUCGAGUUGUGUCUCACACCAGUGUCCCCCUGUUGUUAAAGAACGAGCACUUCUAUUUCCGACAUUCUGCAAACACCACAUAUGUGUUCUGGGGACCUGAGAGGAACAUGAGACAAGAUGGGAAAGGACCCAUUUUUAACAUUCUCCUGAGAGUAGCAAAGAAAUAUCCUAAUGCCAGGAUUUACACUGUAACAAGAGAGAAGAUUCAAUACUGUGAUAAUGUGUUUCAGAAGGAAACUGGAAAAAACAGAAUGAAAACAGGGGCUUUCCUCAGCACUGGAUUCUUCACAAUGGUUCUGGCUCUUGAUAUGUGUGACAGCAUUCAUGUUUAUGGGAUGAUUGAUGAAAACUACUGCAGUUUAGCCAAUCACAGUGUGGUUCCCUACCACUACUAUGAAAAACACCGGAUCAAUGAGUGCAGGAUGUACAAAGCCCACGAGCACAUGAAACGCGGUGGACAUCGCUUUAUCACGGAGAAGGCCAUUUAUGCCAAAUGGGCAUUGCACCAUAAAAUAGACUUUAAACACCCCAGUUGGACUCUCUGAGGAAGGACUGCGUUUGACCUUCUCCUCAUGCGAAAGCUGUUUGUGCUGCAUGUACUAGCAAAAGAACCACUGCAUUUAACCAUUCAUACCACACUACCUUCAGUAUUAAAUAUGUUCUUAAUGUAGUGUUAAAUAUUAAUAUUAUAACUGAUAUAGCUUUUAAGGUUAAGCAGACUAAAGUUUACACAUUUCUUUAUUUUUUAUACCAGUGCCUCAACUUUCUGCCUUAUACUGUGCUGUGCUGUGUAUAACAACACCCACCUUCAGUCUAAGAGACAGAGACUUCAUUUCAGUAUCGGGCAUCUGCAGGUUGACGUAUUUACAUUACUUGGAUUUUGAACAGUUCGUUCUAAACCAAAAGUUACUUAAUUUAAAAUUGUACAGGUUAAAAGAAAUUAUACAUAAAACUUGAAUAUUUCAGUUACAUUGUUUGGCCACUAAAUAGGAGAUUGAGUGUGUUACAUUUGGGUAGUUUAUAGUUGACGUGUAUAAUAAACCUGCAGAGAUCUGUGGCCAAUAACUUGCUGGGAGGGAAUUAACUUUGAAUGUACUGGUUUUGUUUGUAUGCUGCAUGUUUACAGCUCAGUGCAGUUUUCAGUUGCUUAUUUUAUGACUGCACCAAUAAACUAAUCACCUCAUAAA
Messenger RNA from Betta splendens (Siamese fighting fish), 1817 nucleotides. RefSeq names its product ST6 (alpha-N-acetyl-neuraminyl-2,3-beta-galactosyl-1,3)-N-acetylgalactosaminide alpha-2,6-sialyltransferase 4 (gene st6galnac4). Gene Ontology annotation, molecular function: alpha-N-acetylgalactosaminide alpha-2,6-sialyltransferase activity. NCBI's taxonomy places the organism in Eukaryota, Metazoa, Chordata, Actinopteri, Anabantiformes, Osphronemidae. Gene Ontology annotation, biological process: oligosaccharide metabolic process; ganglioside biosynthetic process. The record is from RefSeq and is a predicted model, not a curated record. The transcript is spliced from 5 exons. The coding region runs from base 318 to 1175 and encodes 285 amino acids.